Molecule: messenger RNA, 1157 nt
Organism: Harpegnathos saltator (Jerdon's jumping ant)
Lineage: Eukaryota; Metazoa; Arthropoda; Insecta; Hymenoptera; Formicidae
Product: 15-hydroxyprostaglandin dehydrogenase [NAD(+)]-like
Exons: 1
Coding region: 89-874 (261 amino acids)
Cellular component (GO): cytoplasm
Molecular function (GO): oxidoreductase activity, acting on the CH-OH group of donors, NAD or NADP as acceptor
Source: RefSeq, a predicted model, not a curated record
ACGUAGAUGUGUAUGGUGAUUAUUUGCUUCUUCCUCGCGUGAAGGAAAGGAAAAAAGAAAGACAAGAAAUAGAACUUGCACUUGCACAAUGGACAACGUACAGGACAAAACCGUACUGAUCACCGGUGGAGUCGGCGGUCUGGGCAGCGAAUUUGUCAAGAUAGUGCUGGAGAACGGCGCAAAAAAGGUCGCCAUCGUGGACUUGCCAACAUCGCAGAAUCGGGCGAAAGUAGCUGAGUUCGAGAGCAAAUACGGUAAAAGUCGCGCCGGUUUUUUCCCCUGCGACAUAACGAAGGUCAAGGAGUACGAGGAGACGUUCAAGAAGAUUGUAGACGCGUUCGGCUACCUCGACAUCCUCGUGAACAACGCCGGAAUGGUGAACGACAAUAAGCUGGAGCAGACGAUCGACCUGAAUAUCACAUCGCUGAUACGCAGUACACUGUUGGCUAUGGAUUACAUGGGGAAGCAUAUGGGCGGUAAAGGUGGUUUGAUCAUCAACAUCGCGUCCGUAGCCGGCCUGAGCGCGAGCUACAUAAUACCAAUCUACUCUGCCACGAAGCACGCAGUUGUCAGUUUCAGCCAGGCCGUGGCGUACUUCUAUCACAACACUGGAGUACGCAUUGUCACGUUAUGUCCGGGAUUCACGGCAACGUCGAUCAUCAUCGGUUCGUUCGAUAAUGUAGUUUUAGAUUUCGUCAAACCUGAGAUCUCCGAAAAGUAUGCGCCAUUCGGGCUGGCACAGGCGAAGGACAAUGUGUCGCGAGCGCUACUGCAUCUUAUACAGAACGCUGAAAAUGGUACGGUCUGGGUAAGCGAAAACAACCAACCGCCGUACUCAGUGAACAUGUGUCAUUAUUCCAAGCGAGCCGAGUAAAAUGCCCGAGGAAUAAUACUUUCGUUAUUCGGUGUUGGGCAUUGAACAGUUUAAAGUCUUUAUUGUCUAUGAUCGGCAAGUCAUUAGUUAAAAUUGAUCAGCCGUGAUAUAUAUAACUGUAUAAUCGAUGAAAUCAAAAGAUUUGUGGGAAUAUUAUGUUAUAAUCUAUUCGACAUUAGUUUUAGUUGAUUUAGUCAAACAGCAUUUCGACUGGUCAAAGUUCAACACUGUUGUUGUUCACCACGUCGACCAACAACGUCACACAUGUGUGAUACAUUGAUUU